Laccaria bicolor S238N-H82 is the source of this 1308-nucleotide messenger RNA. RefSeq lists its product as uncharacterized. Gene Ontology annotation, biological process: snRNA import into nucleus. Bases 1 to 1308 code for a protein of 435 amino acids. Gene Ontology annotation, cellular component: cytoplasm; nucleus. Lineage: Eukaryota; Fungi; Basidiomycota; Agaricomycetes; Agaricales; Hydnangiaceae. The record is from RefSeq and is a predicted model, not a curated record. The transcript has 6 exons.
AUGUUCGCAGACCGCAAGUCGUCGUACAAGCUCCCACCAACGACGAUAAGAGACCAGCUCGUAUCUCAGGAAGCACGCAGGGCCAAGGCACUGGAAGAACAGAAACGCCGACGCGCGCAGAGAAUAGACUCUUCAAGACAACUUGAUCUAUUCGCUGAUCUCAACCUCGGUGGCUCCGAUGAAGACGAAGACGAAGAUGAACCCAUUUCUCUAUUGACCCCUGCAUGCGUAGCGCCCUACGCGUCGAUGAUCGAGCCUUCUUUUCCCGUGAAUGCAAUAACUGCCCCUCAACCUCGAGAAGUGGUUAUCCAAGUCGCCGCCCCCGCCGAACCCAAAAAGAAGCCGAGGAAGAAGAACAAGAAACGGAAUAAACCGAGUAAAUGGGCAGACCAGUGCAUGUAUGCGGAGCUGCUCGAGAUGUCGCCCGAAGAUCCGUGGUCUUCGACUACAGACGACUUGAACGACUCGCUCCCGCACGACCUCGAGACAGGUUGGGUGGCGGUUGCUCCUGUACCAGUUGGUAAACGUUGUCUUGCAGUUACACACCAGUCAUCUGGUGUUGCAGGUGUCGUGCCCAACACAACUCUGCGCUCUCGUCUCCUCGGAAAAACCCUCAUCGCUCGCUUCCCAUCAUCCCUUCCCCCGCUAACAGUGCUGGAUUGCAUCCUCGAUUCAAACUGGCGAGAUAACGGCAUCCUACACAUCCUCGACGUCGUCAAGUGGAAAGGGCAGGACGUCGCCGAUUGCGAGGCCCCAUUCCGGUUCUGGUGGAGGGACACACGCCUAGCCGAACUCUCACAAACCUAUCCGCCCUCAAUCACCUUCUCACAUACGGAAACACGACCUCGAUACCAAUUCCCAUACCCAACCAACUUAAUCCCCAUACCCUACCACACAAACACCUCCUUAUCCUCUCUAGACAUAUCAGUCAUCCCAAUGGCACGCACAAUACGCACCAUCCCCGUGGACGUUCCAAUCCUCCUCCCAAACCCGCCAUUGCAAGAUGUAAGUGGCAAUGGGAUGCAAGUCGAGUCCGCAACAACUCCCUCAUUCCGCGCAAAAGGAUCAAUAGAGUCGGUCUCUACGAAUGUACAGCCAGAUGGACUGCUCCUUUACGUAUCCGAGGCUAGCUACGAGCCUGGUACCAGUCCUUUGAGUAGCUGGAUACCUAUCACGGGGUACGAGAAACCUGAUGAACCUAUUGGGAUUCAUCCACUUGAGUUGUUUCAUAGGUUGGUGAAACGACGGCUUCAGGGACAGCCAGUUGGAGAUGGACAGGGGGAGGGUUCUAUGGAUAUGGACAUGUAA